Symbiodinium sp. CCMP2456 is the source of this 660-nucleotide messenger RNA. The record is from the annotation of a GenBank genome assembly. Lineage: Eukaryota; Dinophyceae; Suessiales; Symbiodiniaceae.
AUGGCUCUCUUGUGGGACGUCCUGGAAGUGUUCGCAGGGUUUGCUGCUGGCGCCAUCGGCGCUGUCGGUCCCAGGGCGGUCGUCACGAUCAUAGCCAUAUCCGCCUCGAUGUGGUUGUGGCGCUACAGCACCUCCAGGACCACGACAAGGACGGAGCGGGCGCACAUGUCCAUUCUGCAAGAGCUUUUGGGGCUCAUGGUGGAGGUCCGUCUCCAGGUUGCAUGCGAGCAUGAAACCACGCGAGACUCGCUGCACUUCGAAGAUAUGCAAGCCAGAAUUCAAGCCGUGAUCAACAAAGUCAUGGCAAACGGCUUGCUGACGGAGAAGAUGGCGAUCAGGCUGGAGGCGGUGCAUGCGGGGUUGGCCAAGACCUCGGUGAACCUCCACAAGGAGAUGGUGGAGGCUAUUGACCUCUACUUGAAGGAGCUCAAGAAGGACGUGAACAACCAAACGGAGUCCACGGCCAAGACGCUCAUGGGGGAGAUCGCUAAAGGGGUGGGGAAAGGGCUGGAGAAGCUGGGAGACAAAGUUCGCGGCGACAUACAGACAUGUGUGUCUGAGGCCAUCGCCAGGGUCGAAAAGGAGUCUGCCAAGCUGGGAAAGUCCGAAGGAGCACUAGGGACGGUCAUGCAGGACAAGUUUAACGAGGUUCUGCGUGAG